AUGUCCAUAAAAAUGGAACAUGGCUCUUCUUCGGAAAGUCAGGAUCUUAUUUCCAAUGAUCAACUUCAAAACUUGUCAAAUGAUGGAGAAGGGUCCAUAUCAGAUUCAUCAAAUAAACAACGUAAAAGAAAAAAAAGGCAAACAGGUGUAUUUAAUUGUGAUUUUGAAGGUUGUGAUAAAGUCUUUUCACGUGCUGAGCAUUUAGCAAGACAUAAAUUAAAUCAUAAUCCAACAGUUAUUUAUCAUUGUCCUUGGGAUAAUUGUGAAAAAUCAUUCGUACGGAAAGAUCUAUUAGAAAGACAUUCUAAAAGACAUGAAGUACGCAAAGCCAAAGAAGAAGCAAAGGCAAGAGAAAGAGCAAACAACACAGAUAAUAAAAGAAAAAGAAGAAAAAGAACCACCGAUGAUGAUGGCGUUACAGCAAUGAAAAAUGAAAACGAAAGUUCAUUACCAAAAAUACCCAUCAACUCAUUAGAUUCAAUCAUAUUACCAAAUGUUGUUGACGAAUCAAGAGUUGAUAUACAUGAUUAUGGAAAUGAGUCUCAUCUAAGUGCAGCAAAUCCAGAACUGAAUGCUUUACAGGAUGGUCCGAUAACAACGACAGACGCAACUACUUUAUUAACAGAAAGAAAUCAUCAAAUGCAUCGUCAUCACUCCCAUAAUCCACAUUCUCAUAUAUCACCGACUUUAACUAUGUCUCCACAAUCUAUGAGAUCACUAAGUGCUGGUGCAGUUCCUUCUUCAGAUCAUUUAAAUCCACCUGCAAGUCCUUCAAAUUUAAUUAAUUGGUUAUUUGAUGAUAAUAAUCCAGCAAAAAUUGGUAAUUUAGAGACUUUACCGAAUUUCAGUGGUGAUAAUUUUUUCAAUCCAAAUGAUGAUCCUUUUGGAUUAUCAUCAAAUUUAUUAGAUGACAUUUUACAAAUUCCACCAAACUUCCCAAAUCCGGCUCAGCAAACGUCAAUUACACCAGAAAUAAGACAGGUUUUAAUAAAUUUAGUACCAAGAAUUGCCUAUCAUGAUUAUUUGCAAUAUUUAGAAAAAUUUAUGGAUCUUUAUUGGACUUGUUUCCAUAUUCAAUAUCCAAUUAUUCAUAGACCAUCAUUUAACACAGCAACUUGCCCACCAAUUUUAUUGUUGAGUAUGAUUAUGACAGGUGCAAGUUAUGCAACGGCUGAACCAAGCUCAACUUUCACAAGAGAUCCAAGAGAAUUUGCAGAUUUAAUAGCUGAACCUUUAAGAUUAAUCAUUUUCAGUUCUGAUGAGUUUCAUCCGCCUUCAGAAAUCCAUAUAAUUCAAAGUUUGUUAUUAUUAGAAUGUUAUGAAAGAUUCGCAAGUAAUAGAAAAUUACAUGAACGUGCAUUUUUACAUCAUGGUACUACUAUUCAAUUAUUAAGAAGAUCACCAGGUAUGGGUGGUAAUCCAUUAAAGAAUAAAACUGAUUAUCAUAGAAAUAAAAAUGCCACCAUUUGGGAAAAAUGGAUUGAGUUUGAAAGUGUUAAGAGAUCAACAUUGUUUGCAUUUUAUAUUGACUCAACACACUCAAUUGUCUUCGGUUAUCAGUUGAUGCUUUUUUCGAAUCAUGUUCAAUUAGAUUUACCAUGUGAUGAUGAAUUAUGGGAAAGUUAUUUAACACCAACAGAAAUUCCAAAUCGUAAUGAUUCAUUACCUUUCCUUGUUGGGUUGAAAAAGGUUCUGAAUAGAGAACCUGUUAAAACUAGUAAAUUUGGUAAAAAAAUAUUAAUGUCAGGUUUAUUAACUGUUAUGUCACAAAUGCAACAAAGAGAUUUACAAGGUUCAAUAUUGGAAACUGAACAGUUAAGAGAUUCAUGGAAGGAAACUUUAAGUUUAGCUUUUGAUUAUUGGAAUUGUGAUAUAAUGGAAGGUUGUUGUAAUACUGAAAGUGCAUACUUAUUGAAAGAUCAAUCAUUGAAAAGUAUUCGUCCAUAUUCAUUAACUACAGAUGAUACUAAAUGUAAAAUUCCAGUUUAUCAUAUGGCACAAAUUACAUUAAGAGUUCAACAUUAUGAUUAUUUUGUUUAUGCAGGUGCACCAUGGAGAAUGAAUGUUUAUGCUGAACCAUCAGAUUAUGAAUUAGUUGAGAAAAAAAUACGUGAAUGGGCAAAUUCAUCUGCUGGUAAAAUUUCAGUAAUUUAUGGUUAUUUAUUUUUAUUUGAAAUGUUUUUAACUCCACAAGAUGUACCAAUACAAUCAAAUUUGGAAUAUUCACCAGAAACAGAUGCUAUUUUGAAUAGAUUAAAUGUUUUAGCAUUGGUCACAUUAUUGAUUUGGUCUUAUAACUAUAAUUUGGAUGGACCAGAAUCCAAGUUGUUAGAGGAAGAUCCAGAAGGUAAAUGGCCAGAGUAUUCGUCUGAGAAUGGAUAUGACCAUUUAAGAAGAAUUAGAGAUCAAUUGACAAAACUAACAGGCAAGAAAGUUCAUACCAUUGCACAUCAAGAUAGUGUACAUUUCCAUAAUGCCAUGUUACAACAAGCUUCUAAAUUAGAUUUGGUUCCAAAGAAACAUCACAUGACUGGAUUAUUAGGAAUGAUUUCACAAAGUUUCAGUAAAUGUUACUGGGAAGUUGGAGUUGAGUUUUCUAGAUUGAUUUCAAACUGUCGUCGGAGAAGUUUUGGCAGUCCAAAAGUUCGUUGUGAUAAUAUGUAUUCUACACAGUUAUGA
Hansenula ciferrii is the source of this 2679-nucleotide messenger RNA. RefSeq names its product Sdd4p (gene SDD4). The transcript has a single exon. Gene Ontology annotation, molecular function: zinc ion binding; RNA polymerase II cis-regulatory region sequence-specific DNA binding; DNA-binding transcription factor activity, RNA polymerase II-specific. Bases 1 to 2679 code for a protein of 892 amino acids. Gene Ontology annotation, cellular component: chromatin. Gene Ontology annotation, biological process: regulation of transcription by RNA polymerase II; DNA-templated transcription. The record is from RefSeq and is a predicted model, not a curated record. Lineage: Eukaryota; Fungi; Ascomycota; Saccharomycetes; Phaffomycetales; Wickerhamomycetaceae.